CGGCUCAGGAGGGGGGGUGAGGGGCUUCUCCUCUUCUCGGUUCUCUCCCGCAUAGUACCGGACCACCGGAUCAUUGCACCGAGCCGGUGUGCAGCUUUUGACGGCCGGAUGUAUGUUUAGUGUGCGGCAGUGAAGAGGAGGAGGAGGAGGAGACCGGGGACGUUUCUGUGCUCCUGUUUGGUCCUCGAGGGGAGGAGCCAGUUGUUGAUUCCACGCUGCGAAGAGAAGGCGCCGCACUGAGGGGCUAAAGGGGACUGCUCGCGGUGAAGGGGAGACCUAAAACGAUGAAGGACGUUCGGCCGGUUGAGGAGUAGCUCAGACUGAGGGAACUGCAGUGGAGGAGGAAGAAGAAGAAGAAGAAGGAAAGAAGGAAGGAAGCCCUAAAAAAAAUCACAUGACCAAGCCUUGGAAAGGUUCCAAGUUAGUGAUGUUCCCCUCGGCCAGGGAUUACCUCGUCUCUCUCGCUCUCCCUCCCUCGUACAGCAGAGCAGACGUCCAGCGCCGAGACUCCGAGCCGUGAGAGCUCCCCUGCUGCACACCCACCUGGGUGCACACACAACUCCCACUCUCUCACGCGAACACACACUCACACACACACGCACGGACACACACUUUUGCAUCCCGCUCAUGGUCGUUGGCCUGUCCUCCUCAGCUGCUGCCACUGCUCUAGUCGUAGACCAUGAAGAGGCCCAAGCAGCAGACGGGGCCGCUGAGCUUCCUGAACUUCUUCACCAGGAAGCCCAAGUCGGAGCCAAAGGUCGAGAGGCCGUUGGAGGCGUGGCCCAGGGAGGAGGUGGCCAUCACCCUGACCCCGAGCGAGCAACCACGGCAGGACCUCAGCCUCACAGCAGAAGAGGCUGGAGGCGAAAGAGAAGAAGGAGGAGGUCCGCCACCUGCAGCGGCGGCGGCGGCGGUGGCAGUCGAGGACAAUGCCGCCGCAGCUGAGUGCGCCGGCGGGGUCCUCAGCGGUUCCACCGGCGUCCUGUCCGUCUCCUCCUCCAGCCAGGAGCAGCUGUUGGACGAGCACCUGGAGGAGUGCCCACUGUGCCUGCUCAGUCAACCACGUUGCCACUUCCCGCGACUCACCUCCUGCUCCCACCGAACGUGCUCCGACUGCCUCCGCCAGUACCUGCGCAUCGAGAUAUCGGAGAGCCGGGUGGGCAUCGCGUGCCCGCAGUGCCCCGAGACGCUGGCGCCGCUGGACGUCCGCGCCAUCCUGGACGACCAGGCGCUGCUGGAGCGCUAUGAGGAGUACCAGUUGAGGCGUUACCUGGCUGCUGAUCCAGAUACGCGCUGGUGCCCCGCGCCCGACUGCAGCUACGCAGUGAUCGCUUACGGCUGCGCAGAGUGUCCCAAGCUGAGCUGUGGCCGCGAGGGAUGCGACACGGAGUUCUGCUACCACUGUCGCCAGCUCUGGCACCCCAACCAGACGUGCGACCAGGCCCGGCGCCAGCGAGCCCGCCACACCUCCGGCGGCACCGACGCCUCCACGCUCUACGUCUUCAAUGAAGAACCUGGAGGAGAUGCAGAGGAGAUCAAAGCGUGCCCUCGCUGCGGCGCCUACAUCAUGAAGACCAACGACGGCAGCUGUAACCGCAUGAACUGCACUGUGUGUGCCUGCCAGUUCUGCUGGCUGUGUAUGCAGGAGAUCACCGACGUGCACUACCUCAGCCCCUCAGGAUGUACAUUUUGGGGUAAGAAGCCGUGGUCUCAGACACGAAAGGUCCUUUGGCAGGUGGGCAUGCUGCUGGGAGCCCCGGUGGUCAUCUCCCUCAUAGCGGGCAUCGCCAUCCCGGUCAUCAUCGUGGGCAUACCAAUCUACAUGGGCCGCAAGGUCCAUGGUCGCUGCAAGAAAAACAAUAUCUCAGGAAGUAAGCACUACUUGACUGUGGCAAGUGGGGUUAUGAUGUCAGUGUUUGUGUCACCGGUCAUAGCGGCUAUCACUGUGGGUGUGGGUGUGCCACUAAUGCUGACUUAUGUGUAUGGGGUCGUCCCCAUGUCGCUCUGUAGGAACGGUUGGUGUCGACCGCAGAGUGAGCCCCCCGAAACACACAAAAUCCAACUGGAGGACUUAGCCAGCUAUCUUCUAUUCUCCCAUGUAGUCAGCGACCACUGGACGGGUCAGAACAAAUCCACGCCCAGCGACACCAGUGUCCAGGAAGUCCGAGUCAGCGUGCAGGAAGUGGGCGUCCUGCCCAGUACGAGCGCCACGCCCCCUGAGCUGGAUAGCUACGAGGAAUUGGAUGAAGCCACGAAACCCCAUGGAUACAGCCAAUCGGACUGCCAGGUGGUUAUUGUGCCUGACGGCGCGCUCAAUGACCCACAAGCGACACCUUUGAGGGAAGGGACAAACAUUGAGGUCCGUGUGGAAAUUGAGACCCAUCCCAGAGGCGCCCGGCAGUCCAGCCUCAGUAGCAUCCUGUCUAGCCGAAGCUUGUCGGUGGAGUCCCUGGGACACUCGCGGUCCCUGUCCCAAGACUACCUGUGUGCCUCAGAACUGGAGGGAAGACGAGAGGGCGGAGAAGGAGAGGAGCAGGAGGGCAGAGAGAAACCAGGAGGGGACGAAGGGACCGUCCUGCCUGUCUUUGAAAUAGAAGGUGUAUGAGGUCUUCCAAUGCAGGUUUUGUACUUUAUGGAAAUAAAGAAAUCUGUGAGCAGAAAUGUCGGUGGAUUGAGCUGAAAACCGCUGGCCAAGGUCACCUCCUGCUUCCGAGACAGGCCCUCCCACCAGUUGCCUUCUAGCUCCAGCCUCUGGGGAAGACGCGAGAGAGCAAAUUAAAAACCUGUGUUAGUGUGUGUAAGAGACAAACAGCAUGAGACUACGAGUUGAGGAUUAGAGGGGGACAGACUGGAUAGCAUCCAUCAUUCGAUCGAAAAUGGAAGCGACUGAGAGCACGUUUGUUUUUUUGUUACUAUGCUGUCUUUUCUGAAAGAGACUUACAGUACACCCCAUCCUUCAUGAAUCUAUUUCAUGAGACUCUCUCUUCUGCUAGCUGUACUUCUACACUUUUACUAACCUCACUUCUCCCCUCUCCACAUACAAAUAAAGAGACACCCACGGGCAUGAUUUUCUUUCUCAUUGAUGUCGGCAAGUAGCUGAAUAUCACAUGCUUCCCGGGCCACGUUGCAGGAUUUUUUCCUCUAACUUAAGAAAUUUAAUUGAAAUUUAAAGAAUUACCUCCAGCAUUUUAAGAAGCAUUGGUCGCACCUAAAACGGACAACUUUAAACAGACAAUGCAUGCCGCACUGUUACUCUUUGGAGAUGGCAACUGAUCUGAGAACUGUCUCUCUGUAAGUGUAAUGGAAGUAAAGUGCUCCUUGGCAUUAUGGCAGAUAUUGACUGGAUGGCUUUUAAAUACCAUUCAUUUUAACUAUUGAUCUCAAAUCCACAGUCUACCUUGGUAGAAGACAGAAGGGCAAUGUCUCGUUUACAUUUUAGUGCAGCUUUUAGCCUGCGAGAGGCUAUUUCCUCUUGAAUGUUCUUAAAUUUAAAUAGUAGCUGCAUGAUUCUAUUAGUCGCGCCGCAUCCAGGAUCCCACACACAUGUUCACAUGCGAAGCAGUCAAUGUAGUUUCUGAAAUGUGCGCUGUUGAGAGCAUUAAAUAUAAACUAAAGACCCUCUCGAAUGAUCACAGAGCACCAACAUUUCGACAGCAGCAUGCCACCUCAGGCUAAACUCUGCAAACCCCCACUAGAUGAUUCAUGAGGAACACACAGCUAUACAGGCUCUGCUUAGCUUCCUGAGUGUAAAAAUACUUGCGAGGGAUGAACUCGGACGUGAAAUGAUAAACUGUGCUGGGUUGUGGAGAGAAACUCAAUAAAAGAUUUCACCAUGAAAAACAGAAA
Molecule: messenger RNA, 3846 nt
Organism: Gasterosteus aculeatus aculeatus (three-spined stickleback)
Lineage: Eukaryota; Metazoa; Chordata; Actinopteri; Perciformes; Gasterosteidae
Source: RefSeq, a predicted model, not a curated record